This is a messenger RNA of Formica exsecta, 959 nucleotides long. RefSeq names its product dnaJ homolog subfamily C member 30, mitochondrial-like. The record is from RefSeq and is a predicted model, not a curated record. The transcript has 2 exons. Bases 217 to 837 code for a protein of 206 amino acids. NCBI's taxonomy places the organism in Eukaryota, Metazoa, Arthropoda, Insecta, Hymenoptera, Formicidae.
UUGCAUGAACCAUGGGUAACCUGUCAUUCGGUUUCCUUAAUCUUUACUUUUUACCCUUUACCUGUAAUAUAAUUUUAUUUUAGCGUAUGAAAAAAGUUAUUUUGAAUAAAAGUUUUACAAUCAUACAUAGGAUAAAGGAAUAAAAGAGAUAGUCUGUUGAGAAAGAAAGGGCUAUUAAAAUGAAUUUUAUAUCGUAUAUUAAAUCUGAUUUUCAAUAUGCAUAAAUUUAAAACGCUGAAUUCUUCAAAGUCAUCAUUAGGACGUCUUUAUUCCAGUAAGCCAAAUAUUAAAUCGUCAAAAAAUCAUUAUGAUACAUUAAAGAUUACACCACAUGCUACUCAGAAUGAAGUGAAAUCAGCGUACUACAAAUUAUCUCUUCAGUAUCAUCCUGAUAAAAAUAAGAGCGGGUAUGCAAGAGAGAAGUUCCAAGAUAUCUCAGAUGCCUACGAAGUACUCGGCAAUCAUGAUCUGCGCAAGAAUUACGACCGAGAUAUAAUGAUUCGUCAGUCACCAAUGUCUACUACUGCUCAAGAGCCUAUAUCUUAUUAUAAAGACAAGGUUUACUCAGAUAGUUCAAAAAUUUAUAAUUUUGACGAAUGGACGCAGGCACAUUAUGGAAGGCAAAUGCAUAUGGCUCGUAUAAGGAGAGAUAUCUAUGACCAAUAUAAACAGAUGGAACAGGUGAACCGCCGUAAGAGGAAUAAUCCUGGAGUUAUAGAAUUUAUCCUAUUUUUGUUCACUAUAACAAUAGGUGUUAUAUAUAUGGAACAUACGGUAGAUGUACCAGCAUCUAAAAGUAAAAAACAUAUAGAAGAAAGUAAUAAGAAAAACAAUUAGUCAAUGUAUUUAUUUUGAAUUGUAUAAAUUAAUAUUUGUUUUAAUAUUAAAUGUACAAAUUUAUUUUUAUGCCACCUAUCUUAUUGUUAUACUUACUAGUCAAAUAAAGAAGAUAUUAAAUA